Molecule: messenger RNA, 1356 nt
Organism: Saccharomyces eubayanus
Lineage: Eukaryota; Fungi; Ascomycota; Saccharomycetes; Saccharomycetales; Saccharomycetaceae
Gene: PRP46
Product: mRNA splicing protein PRP46
Exons: 1
Coding region: 1-1356 (451 amino acids)
Biological process (GO): mRNA splicing, via spliceosome
Cellular component (GO): Prp19 complex; precatalytic spliceosome; catalytic step 2 spliceosome
Molecular function (GO): protein binding
Source: RefSeq, a predicted model, not a curated record
AUGGAUGAAAACGUUUAUAAUUUUGAAAAUUUGGCGGAUAUAGACAAGUUCUAUACGACGAUACGGUGGAACAAUCAAUACUCGCACAUGAGUACCUUACCAUCUCAUCUACAAAAGGAGAGAGAGAGCCAUAAAUCCCUGUUGGAGCGGUAUGAUACCUACGCAAAUAAAAAUUCUUCUUCCAAUUGUGAAAACAAGGAACUUGCGCUACAGACUAUUUCUAAAGAUAUGCGAGGAACAUCUCAAGCUUUAGUUGACAAGAAAGAGCAAGACACGAAUGCAUCAUCUUUUGUUGAUGAAAUUUUUCAGCCAGAAAGCACUGGGCACUUUAUAGUAAAUAGGUAUGAAAAACUGAUAUCACAAAAACCAGAAUGGCAUGCCCCUUGGAAACUUUCACGCGUUAUCAAUGGACAUCUUGGAUGGGUACGAUGCGCUGCAAUUGACCCCGUUGACAACGAGUGGUUUGUCACUGGAAGCAAUGACACAACAAUGAAAGUUUGGGAUCUCGCAACAGGGAGAUUAAAGAUUACUUUAACAGGACAUGUAAUGACAGUGCGUGGCAUUGCCGUCUCGGAUCGACAUCCCUAUUUAUUUUCUGUCAGUGAGGAUAAGACAGUCAAAUGCUGGGAUCUGGAAAAAAAUCAGAUCAUCAGGGACUACCAUGGGCACUUGUCCGGAGUUCGUACAGUGAGUAUACAUCCAACGCUGGAUCUUAUAGCCACUGCAGGGCGAGAUAGUGUUGUCAAACUUUGGGACAUUAGAACCAGGGUACCUGUCAUAACGCUCGUGGGGCAUAAAGGUCCUAUCAAUCAGGUGGAAUGUGCUCCAGUGGACCCUCAAAUAGUAAGCUCAUCUACUGAUGCUACGGUGAGAUUAUGGGACAUUGUUGCAGGGAAAGCUAUGAAAGUUCUGACACACCAUAAGAGAUCAGUGAGAGCUAUCGCGUUACAUCCAAAGGAGUUUUCAAUGGCAUCGGCGUGCACCGAUGAUAUUAGGUCGUGGGGAUUAGCAGAAGGGUCUUUAUUAACUAAUUUCGAGUCCGAAAAAACAGGAAUAAUAAACACUUUGAGUAUUAAUCAAGACGAUGUCUUAUUUGCUGGUGGAGACGAUGGAAUGUUGUCGUUUUAUGACUACAAAUCUGGGCACAAAUACCAAUCUUUGGCUACGAGAGAAAUGGUAGGCUCGUUGGAAAGUGAACGAGGCGUCCUGUGCAGUACUUUCGAUAAAACGGGACUAAGAUUGAUUACUGGGGAAACAGACAAGAGUAUAAAGAUUUGGAAACAAGAUGAAACUGCCUCAAGAAAAUCGGAACCUGGGUUAGCAUGGAAUCCCAAUCUACGGACUAGAAGGUUUUAA